GAUUGUCUCGACGUCGAUGUUUGCGACUGAAAUAUUUGGGACAAAAACAACCAUAAAUCUGACGUCUGCUGUUUAAGAAAUUCGUCACCUUUUGGCGCAGAUUCCAAACUCGGACUUAAACUGGCUGAAACCAAAAUAGUACAUUUUGAAAAUUGUCUGGAAAUAGCGGUGGCAGGAGGGUGGAAGGGACAGGAUAUGUGAAGGGCAAGUAGAAGGUGAAGGGUGCUCAAGGAAAAAAGGAGGUGGCAGUGUCCUCGAAGAAGAUAAAACUUGAAACCGGCAAAGCCAUCAACGCCUCUGAGGCAAUCUCACUGGAGCACACAAGCGUUCCGAACGAUCGGACUGUACCAACAAUCAAGCGGAAUGAGCAGAUUCUGGGAAGUGAAUGCAAAAUUUCAGGACCAAGCUGCUGUUUGUUGAUAGAUAAUUGUUACAAACCUUCCCUAUUUAUUAGAGAAAUUACCUCAACCUUCUUUGACAGCAAAGCCACAGCAAAAGUUCACAACAGAAGAGCUCAUAGGCUUACCCGCAGAAAAUGGUAUUCUCACCAGGAAACCAUGAUAUAAUUAUGUCAAAAUUGUCGAUUUUAUCUUUACAUCUCCCCGACCCAGAGGGGAAAAUCGUAGCUCAGAUCCUUGAUCCUAUAAAGACCGACAAGCUUGAUACAUUCCACUGUUUUCCAUCCCUGAUCAAGGAGUUGCAAAUCAAAAUAUGGCAAUUCGCUUUUCCUCCUCCACGAAGAGUCGAAGUACGACCAAAUCGGUUUUGUCGCCAAAAGAAACCUCAUUGCUCUUCAUGUAAGUGUAGGGCCAAACAUACAGCUCCUUUGCCUACAACUCUAUAUGUCAAUCAUCAAAGUCGAGAGGAGACACUCAGACACUAUCGACUCGUUUGGAUGAAGUCAGAAACACAAGGCACUUUCAACGGCAAAGUAAAACCACUUUGUUUCGAUCCAUCACGAGACUUUUUGUACACAGACAUGUUCGACAUGAUGUGCUGUACUCGUUCUGAUUGGAUGACUCCAUUAAUCGCCCAUCGAUUCCUGAAUAGAGAUUGCUUUAAAGAUGUAAAAGUCUUGGAGGUUCGCUCUUGGGAAUGGUAUGAUAGGAUCGGCGAAUCUCUACAAACACCAUACUGUGUUGCACUGGAAGUCUUCACACAACUUGAGGAAAUACGUCUUAUGCUACAUCAUCCAUCACAAUACGUUGCAAAAUUUUGUGCAGAUUGUAGAAGCAGACAUAAAGGGAGGCCGUGGACUAAGUCUAUGGAAAAGAAAAGUAUAAAUGCGAUGACUGCUUUUUAUCGGCGAAUUCAUGAUGAUACUGCUAUCGAUGAGCAACUUGCUGAGUUAGGAGUACAAAUGGAUACUAAGAAUAAGAUUGCGGAAGUUAAGAUUCCAAAAGUUGUUAUCGUUCCAUGGACUAGACGAUGUUAAUUGGGCGAUGCGCUAGUUGAAAGUCCAGUGCGCUUCUGGCUCCUCUUCAUAGAGCGCUACAUAGGUGAUACUGAAUUGAUAGUUGAGAUUA
Botrytis cinerea B05.10 is the source of this 1526-nucleotide messenger RNA. RefSeq lists its product as hypothetical. The record is from RefSeq and is a predicted model, not a curated record. Lineage: Eukaryota; Fungi; Ascomycota; Leotiomycetes; Helotiales; Sclerotiniaceae. Bases 536 to 1435 code for a protein of 299 amino acids. The transcript has 2 exons.